Messenger RNA from Rhinolophus ferrumequinum (greater horseshoe bat), 4581 nucleotides. Its product is annotated as protocadherin beta-10. The record is from RefSeq and is a predicted model, not a curated record. NCBI's taxonomy places the organism in Eukaryota, Metazoa, Chordata, Mammalia, Chiroptera, Rhinolophidae. The coding region runs from base 1554 to 3950 and encodes 798 amino acids. Gene Ontology annotation, cellular component: plasma membrane. Gene Ontology annotation, molecular function: calcium ion binding. Gene Ontology annotation, biological process: homophilic cell-cell adhesion. The transcript has a single exon.
UGUGUGUGUGUGUGUGUGUAAGUUUGGAUACAAAACAAAUUUAGGCAUUCUAUAGCAUCAUGUAGAAAUAUAUAAUAUUUUUUGCUUUAAUUCUGUACGAAAAAAAUCAGAGAUUCUUGUUAAGUUUUUAAUGGUGAACAAUGCAGCCCUAUUCAGUUGAAAAAAAUAGAAGUCAUCAAGCAUAGAUUUAUAUGGUAUCGCUUUUAUAUUCAAUAAUUAAAGUGUUUUUUGGCAGUGUCUAGCCCUUUUCCUGUAGAAUAGCCUUCAAUUUAUUCUGUAUUUCUUGCUUAUUGUGGGACAAAUAGAGCUUUUUUCUAAAUAGCAGACCUUUGAAUAAAAUUCUAUCUGAGGCAGAUGUUAAAAUGCUGUUCUUGCUUUCAAUAGUGUUAGAAUAGGCGUUAGUGUGGUCUACUCUUCACCUGCCUUUCUUUGGUGCAGAGAAAUUAGAUCACACUAGAUCUUAAUUAAGAGGGACUUUGAAAUAAAGUUCAAUUCCCUCUUUAAUUCUGCAAGUAAUUCUAAAGCUAAUAUAAGAAAAACAAAGACAUAAGAAAGAAAGGGAACAGAAAUUGCAAAGAAUGAGUAAGUGAAAGAAUACAAUUUUCAAAUGAUAAGGAUUUUAAAAUACUGCAAAUUGUUUCAUUUCCUACUCAAGGGUUUAUUUAUACAUGCCUGAAUACAGCAAGCAUUUAGUGAGUGUCUUAUUUGCCAACCACAGAUGAGAAAGCAGUUUCCAUCCUUAAGUAGGGACAGAUUGGCAUGAAAUGGGAAGCAAUAAUAUUUACAGGGCAAUAUACAAGUUUUAUGGGAGCACAAAGGAGGGAUAGUAAAUGCUUCCUUCUGAAUUAUAGAGUGAUGAUUCUAUUUAGCCAAUGUAAUUAAAUUUUGAAGAAAUUUGUUGAAGAAGUUGUGAAACAAGUUUCUUUCCUCAGUUUUUUGGUGUUCCUAUGCCCAGUGUUUCUGGAAAAGUAAAAUCUAUUAUUUUGGUGGUCCCAGAAAUCACAAUUUUCCCUUUGGUUCCUGGGGGUAGUGUCAGGAGUGAAAGGCCUAGUACAGAACCAAAUCUAGCACAAUGAGGUAGAUAGUUAACUGCUAGAAAACAUUCUUUUUGCAGCUGUUGAAUUUUUAACUUUCCCCAUGAAGCAGUGAAAAAUCUCAACAACGUGAACGGUUCUCGAUCUUAACAUAAUUUUUUACAAAACGAACAAAAGAAAAUGAAAUAUUUAAAUGAGCCACUAAAGAAGAAAUGUAUAAAUAUAUACACACAAGUUGGGUACAGCCAUUUGAGUCUGUUGGAGGCCACGCGAUGGCGCUGCAGGCUAAAGAGAGAAAAAGGAAUUCAAGUGAGAAUGCUGUGGAAAUCACUAACAAAAAAGGAAGAACGCGGCAGGAAGGCUGGGAGAAUAGCCGUAGCUGCCCAAGAUUAGGAAAGGAACAAAACCUCAGACCUCUGCUACUACAUGGCAUAGGUCUGGGUUUUGCGGCUGCUGUUUCUCUAUGCUGGGAACUGUGAUUGUGACCAGUAUUGACGAAAGGUGUGUUCAAAAGAAGCUAUGGAGGCUGGAAGAUUGUGCUGCCAAAGACAAAGGCAAGUCCUGUUUCUCUUCCUGUUUUGGGGAGUAUCCUUGGCAGGUUCUGGGUUUGGACAAUAUUCGGUGACUGAGGAAACGGAGAGAGGAUCGUUUGUGGUCAAUCUGGCAAAGGAUCUGGGGCUAGGGAAUGGGGAGCUGGUUGCCAGGGGAGCCCGGGUGAUCUUUGAUGAUAACAAACAAUACUUGCUCCUGGAUUCUCAUACUGGGGAUUUACUCACAAAUGAGAAACUGGACCGUGAGAAGCUGUGUGGCUCCACAGAGCCCUGUAUGCUGUAUUUCCAAAUUUUAAUGGAUAAUCCCUUUCAGAUUUACCGGGCUGAGCUGAGGGUCAGGGACAUAAAUGAUCAUUCACCAGUGUUUCGGGACAAAGACACGGUCUUAAAAAUAUUAGAAAACACAGCUGAAGGGACAACAUUUCGACUAGAAAGAGCACAUGAUUCAGAUGGAGGACCUAACAGUAUCCAAAACUACACCAUCAAUCCCAAUUCUUUUUUCCAUAUUAAAGUUAGUGACAGUGAUGAAGGUAUGAUAUAUCCAGAGCUAGUGUUGGACAAGGUGCUAGAUAGGGAGAAGCAGCAAGAGCUCAGUUUAACACUCAUGGCGCUGGAUGGCGGGUCUCCACCCAGGUCUGGGACUACCACUAUACGCAUUGUGAUCCUGGACGUCAAUGACAAUGCCCCACACUUUUCUCAGGCAACCUAUGUGAUCCAGGCUCCUGAGAACAGCCCGGUAGGAUCCAUUAUUGCUAAAGUCUCUGCAGAAGAUGUAGACUCUGGAGUCUAUGCAGACAUAUCCUAUUCACUUUUUGAUGCUUCUGAAGAUAUUCAAGCAACCUUUCAAAUCAAUCCUUUUUCUGGGGAAAUCAUUCUCAGAGUGUUGCUUGAUUAUGAGCUAGUAAAAUUUUACAAAGUAAAUAUACAGGCAAUUGACGGUGGGGGCCUUUCUGCAAGAUGUACGGUUUUGAUUGAGAUAUUAGACACCAAUGACAAUCGCCCGGAACUAAUCAUUUCAUCACUUUCCAACCAAAUUGCUGAGAACUCUCCUGAGACCAUAUUGGCAGUUUUUAGGAUUAAAGACAGAGACUCUGGAGAAAAUGGAAAGAUGGUUUGCUACAUUCAAGAUAAUCUGCCAUUCCUUCUGAGACCCUCUGUGGAGAAUUUUUACAUUCUAACGACAGAAGGUGCGCUGGACAGAGAAAGCCAAGCUGAGUACAACAUCACCAUCACCGUCACCGACUUGGGGACCCCCAGGCUGAAAACCCAGCACAACAUAACCGUGCUGGUCUCCGACGUCAACGACAACGCCCCGGCCUUCACCCAAACCUCCUACACCCUGUUCGUCCGCGAGAACAACAGCCCCGCCCUGCACAUAGGCAGCGUCAGCGCCACAGACAGAGACGCGGGCGCCAACGCCCAGGUCACCUACUCGCUGCUGCCGCCACAGGACCCGCACCUGCCCCUGGCCUCCCUGGUGUCCAUCAACGCCGACAACGGGCAGCUGUUCGCCCUGAGGGCGCUGGAUUACGAGGCCCUGCAGGCCUUGGAGUUCCGCGUGGGCGCCACGGACCGCGGCUCCCCUGCGCUGAGCAGCCAGGCGCUGGUGCGCGUGCUGGUGCUGGACGCCAACGACAACUCGCCCUUCGUGCUGUACCCGCUGCAGAACGGCUCUGCGCCCUGCACCGAGCUGGUGCCCAGGGCGGCCGAGCCGGGCUACCUGGUGAGCAAGGUGGUGGCGGUGGACGGAGACUCGGGCCAGAACGCCUGGCUGUCGUACCAGCUGCUCAAGGCCACGGAGCCCGGGCUGUUCGGCGUGUGGGCGCACAACGGCGAGGUGCGCACGGCGCGGCUGCUGAGCGAGCGCGACGCGGCCAAGCACAGGCUGGUGGUGCUGGUCAAGGACAACGGCGAGCCGCCGCUGUCGGCCAGCGUCACGCUGCACGUGCUGCUGGUGGACGGCUUCUCGCAGCCCUACCUGCCGCUCCCGGAAGCGGCGGCCGACCCGGCCCAGGCCGACCCGCUCACGGUCUACCUGGUCAUCGCGUUGGCGUCGGUGUCGUCGCUCUUCCUGUUCUCGGUGCUGGCGUUCGUCGCGGCGCGGCUGUGCAGGAGGGGCAGGGCCGCCUCGUUGGGUGGCUGCUCGGUGCCCGAGGGCCACUUUCCGGGCCACCUGGUGGACGUCAGCGGUACUGGGACCCUUUCCCAGAGCUACCAGUAUGAGGUUUGUCUGACAAGAGGCUCAGGGACCAGCGAUUUCAAAUUUCUCAAACCUAUUGUCCCCAAUAUUCAGGCACAGAGUCCUGGGAGGAAUAGUGAAGAAAAUCCCACCUUUGGAAAUAGCUUUGGAUUUAAUUUUCAGUAAAAAUUAUUUUUAUGUUUACAUUUUCAUGCACUUUUGAUGUGUCAUACAACCAUGUAAAUAUUAGUUUAUUUUAAAACUCCCAGUUAAAUUAAUAUGCAAUUUCGAGCCUAAUUUUAAAGUACUGUAUACCUAUGUUUUUACAGUGUUAUUUAAUCCUUUUUUGCAUUAAUCAACAGCUUUAAUUAGUACCCAUUUAUAAAUAGUAGUGUUAAGGUUUAAUUCUUUCAAAAUACACAAGGAUUUAGCUCUUAUUAUUUCUCGUUCUAGAAAGCUGAGGUUUUGAUUUUUCUCCUACUGUAUUUCAGACUGCAUCUCAUUAUCCUAUCCACACCUCUAAUGUACUUCUUUCAUAUAAGAAGACAUACCUGCCCUUCUGACCAUAUUCUAACAUUCUGUUUAAUCAUAUUAGAAAUCCAUGUCAUUUAGUUCUAAAUCAUAGCAUUCAAGAAGAAACAGUUCUCUAUUUUUCUACUUAUGAUAAAAUGAAACAUUAUUUAGUGAGCAAUAUUGGACUCCAAUAAUGUUCUUGUGUUUAUAUUAUUAUUUCAUUCCCUUUCCAUAUGCUAAUAAUAUUCUUGUGUUUAUAUUAUUAUUUCAUUUCUUUUACAUACACUACUCUUACUCAAUAUUU